Molecule: messenger RNA, 1011 nt
Organism: Dendronephthya gigantea
Lineage: Eukaryota; Metazoa; Cnidaria; Anthozoa; Malacalcyonacea; Nephtheidae
Product: kelch-like protein diablo
Exons: 1
Coding region: 1-1011 (336 amino acids)
Molecular function (GO): protein binding
Source: RefSeq, a predicted model, not a curated record
AUGGAGAACAGGUUUGAGAAAAGAGUAAAUCAGUUCAUUAACCGUGAUGGUCCAAAAUGUGAGCCUGGACGGCACAAAGGGGCGCCUGAUAACAUGAAAGCUGGUAGAAGUGAUCAAGCUACUGCAGUUGACCCGUUCAUUGACUUGAAAGAGGGGAAGAAAUACGCGUAUAUUGUUGCUGGCGGGCAGGGAACACAGAGGUUAAUGAAUUCUGCAGAGGUUUUUGAUAAAACUUCUAAUUCUUGGCAGAAAUUGCAACCUAUGAAAAGCCGCCGUGCUUUUGCAAGUUCGGUGGUCCACAACGAUCAAAUCCUUGUUGCAGGUGGGGAGACAGAAGAUAACGCUUGCAUAAGUAGCAUUGAACAAUUUAGUCGGUUUUGGUCUCAUUUUCAAGUUAAUAUGCCUAAGGCAUUGAGGGAGCAUCGCUGUGUUAUGUUUGACGAUAGAAUGUUCAUCAUUGGGGGCUUUGAUCCAGAGAAAAAGCAAUAUUCUGAUCUUAUCUAUGAGGUCCAGCUACGUUUUCCUUUCAAUACAAAAAUUUUAGCCAAAUUGCCAACAUCUAUACCCGUCCGAAGCUGCGGUGUUGUUCUUGUUGGUGAUAAAAUUUUGAUGUUUGGUGGUUAUAACAGAGGUGGUUAUGGCAUUACCAAUAACGUGACGAUGUAUGAUAUAUCUCAGAACGAGUUUAAAGAGCUUGCGCCAUUACCUACCGGCAUGAAAGACGUGGCGACCGUCAAGUUUGUAGAAAAUGUUGUUCUUGCUGGGGGUUUCUCGGGCAGUGAUGUUUUCAGUUAUAAUGUCGAGACACAAAAAUGUGUCAAUCUGCCAUCCAUGAGUUGCAAACGUCUUAAUUGUUGUGCAGUUGUUGAUGGACAAUCAAUGGUGGUGAUGGGAGGUUGGUGUGGAAAACCUUUAGAUUCAGUCGAAGCCUAUGACUUUCGGACCUCUGCGUGGAGAAAGCUUCCUUCAAUGAAAGAAGCAAGGCAUAACUUCAUUGCAGAAAUUAUCUAA